AUGUUGGAAAGAUUACUUGAUUUUUUCAGUUAUUCAAGUCGCACUUUUCCUCCUUCAGGAAACGUGGACAUCGUGAAUGGGAACUUGAAGCUGAUCCUCGGCCUCAUCUGGUCCCUCAUCAUGCACUACCAGAUCGGUCAGUCCAAGUUCCCGCCGAAGAAGCUGAUGCUGACGUGGCUCAGGGCCGUCCUCCCAGACUGCCGCAUCCAGAAUUUCACCUCGGACUGGAACAGCGGUGUGUACCUGAGUGCUCUGUUGGACUAUUGCAAGCCUGGACUCUUCACCACGUGGAAGAAUCUCAACCCAAGGAAUUCAAUCCCUAACUGCAAGCAAGCCAUGGAGAUAGCAAAAGCAGAAUUCAACAUCCCCAUGAUUCUCGAGCCAGAGAUUCUUGCCUCCCCAUACUUGGACGAGUUGUCUGGCAUGACCUACCUGUCUUACUUUAUGAAGGAGGGGGGGCCAGGCUACAAGGCAACGCUCGACUGGGUUAGAAAGCAGCUUCCCGAUAGGAAAAUUAAUAACUUCACGAGGGACUGGAACGACGGAAUGAACCUAACAACGUUGGUGAAGCAGUUAGGGGGCCCGGUGCCAGGAUACAAGAGGCUGCGACCCGAUCCGGACAGCUGGGAAUCGAACCUACAGUUGGGAAUCGACGGCGGGCGGAAGCUUGGCGUGGAACCCGUGCUGUCGGCUGGCGAGAUGUCCCGGCCCGAUGUCGAGUCCUUGGCUAACAUGGGCUAUAUUGCCUACUAUCAGUGGGUGAGGCCUCGUCAGAGCCCCGCGGAUUCCAUGUCCGUCAAGUGCGACCUCGAUAACGUGCGCGUCAAUAAUCCGAUACGAGAGCUUGACCAGGGCCCGUCCUCCUUGCCAGGGAGACCCUUCACUUUCGUUGUAGACGCCACCAGGUGCGGGUGGGGCGACGCCACAGUGGACGUGACCCAAGGCGGCAGGUCUUUACUCUCGAGGUCACUCGAAAUCGAUCGAGGACUCUACGAGGUCACCUUCACUCCCCUCGAGGCUGCCAAACACAAGAUCUACGCCUAUUUCAACGGACACGAAGUUAAAGGGUCUCCAUUCUCUCUGUACCUGGGGAUCGAGAGGCCGCCGGAUAGGAAGGACUCCAAAGCAAAGAAGAAGACGUCCAGCAAGGAAGGCAAGACGUCUAAGGAAGUGAAGGAGAUCGUGAAGGAGUACUCGGGGUCAUCCCUCCUUAAUUCCCCGAGGUAUAGUUCCUCCAGUAACGAUUCACCUUAUAAAUCGAGCACCCUCACCAGAACCUACGACUCGAACACUCAAAGCAAGGUAUAUGAGACAUCGGCAGUCAACAGAUCCGUCAACUCAAGCAUCACCAAAAGCUCUCCAGACAAAUCUUAUGACUCGAAGAACGAUUCUCCGAGCAAGGCAUUCGACUCUUCAGUCAGCAAAGGCAGUAGUAGUUACGAAGCUAUCAACAACAAAUACGUCAACUUCGAGUCGUCCACCAUCGUCAGUAGAAGUAGUACGUUCGACUCGUCUAAAAAACAUUCAAGUUCAUACGAUGUUCCUCAUUCCAAGAUCAGUCACGAGGAUUUCCCUUCCAAAAAAGGAUAUGAGAUGCCCACCUCGGCCAGGAAGUCUCUCACGUUCGAGCCGAGUCCGGCAACAAGUCCAACUAAAUCCUCCAGCUACAGCAAGAGUACCGCUCUCGACUCAAGUUACAACUCGAGCUUCGAUUCUACAUUUAAGACCUCGACAUCAACAGUUAUAAACACCAACAAAUCGAGCUUGGCAUUCAACAAAGCCGCCAGCCCUACUCGACUCUCCUCGCCCCGCAAAUCCACCUCUCCGUCCCCCCCCCACCCUCCCUCCAGCGGUGCCGAGGACUGCCCGUGCGGUGAGCCCCCCGGCUGGUCCUCCAAAUGCCCUCACCGGCCUCUCGUCGCCCGCCAAGGUUCUGCAGAUCGCUCAGAAUGCUGCCAAAACAUCUGAAGGGACCUCGUUCUUCUAUAGCAGUGUUGCAAACAUGAAAAUUUUACCCUCCACAUAUUAACGCUAGCAUUGAAAAAAAUGUUAACUUAUCUCUUAACUGUUUAAUGUAGUUUUAAGGACAAACAUUUUCAGAUUACCAUUUCUUACUAUAUAUAACGUUAAAUUACCUUCGUAGUUUUCCUUUUUCAAACUUACCUAUUUAGUCAAAUCUGAAAAAUGUAACUAACCCUCUGAAGGACAGGGUUUCUUGCGUGUAACACACACACACACACAC
Messenger RNA from Penaeus vannamei (Pacific white shrimp), 2242 nucleotides. Its product is annotated as plectin. Gene Ontology annotation, molecular function: actin filament binding. The record is from RefSeq and is a predicted model, not a curated record. Gene Ontology annotation, biological process: actin cytoskeleton organization. Lineage: Eukaryota; Metazoa; Arthropoda; Malacostraca; Decapoda; Penaeidae.